UUGCCAUAUGAAUAAGUUUGCAUGUUCCUAGUAUUUUUUGACGACUUUUGAGUCUCCUGGCUAAACUAGUGUAGUAGAAGACAAGAGUUUUUUGACAGAAACAGGUGGAAGUGGAUUGUUUAUGGCAUUUGUUAGUUUUCGCGUCAAGUUUUUGAUUAGUCAAGCCAAAGGAAGAGUUUAUGUUGGUUCCAUGUGAAAUAAUGACUAGGAAAACAUUAAUUGAUGAAAAUAGGGAAUUGAUUAAUGAUGAAUUGGUUGCCUUACAAUCCAUUUAUCCUGAACUUGAAUUAGAUGGCAACAAUUGUGGUCGCGUUUCCAUCCCCGUGUCAACAGAAGACACGUUUUAUUUGUCCUUUCCAGAUCUGAAAAGGACAAAUAAUAUAGACACGAUAGCAACUAAACAUUUCCCUGCUAUAGAACUAGAGUUUUUUCUUCGGGAAGGAUAUCCUCAAAAGUCUCCUCCAGUAUUCUUCCUAAAGUCAUCGUGGCUUCCCAUGAGACAACGGCGUACUUUAACGUCCUCUAUGGUGAGAUUAUGGAACGAAAUUCAUGACUGUGUUUUAUUUGAUGCAAUCGAACUUUUGCGCUCCAGUGCAUCAUCUGCGUUUCAAUCUCCUAAGGAGAUGGUUUUCCCUUCGGAUUCAGAGAGUUUGAAACAAGAGUUCCUUACAACUGAUAAGCAUGCAAGUUUGAUGGAUUUCGAGAAUCGCACAUUCACGUGCUUAAUUUGCUUUGACAAUUUUAGCGGCAAAGACUGCUUUCGGCUAGCCCGCUGUGGUCAUGUAUGCUGUAAGCAAUGCCUUACCGAUUAUUAUUCCGUCUGCAUUGAAGAAGGAAUGUUUACUCAGUUAAAGUGUGUUGAUUUAGAGUGUGCUAAAACUGCUUCUAUCUUGACACUGGAGGAAAUGGAAAUGAUAGUCGGCCCGGAAUUGAGGAAGAGAUUCCAGGAAUUAGACGAAAAGCGGAGGUAUGAAAAUGAUGCGAACAUUGUAUUUUGUCCUCGGAAAUCAUGUCAAGGCCCGGCAAGGCGAGAUCCUGGUCAGAAGCUUGCAAUUUGUCUCAAGUGUGAUUUUGCAUUUUGUUCAUUUUGUCAAGCAUCAUGGCAUGGUGACUUAUCUGCUUGCAAGCUUCAGGGUGAUUCUAAAAAAUUAGUGAAGAUGUAUCUGGACUAUCAAGAGUCAGACGCGGACAAGGCCGAGGAACUCGAAAAACGCUAUGGUAAACGGAUUUUGGACAAACUCGUUGAGCAAGUUAAAAACGAUGAGGAGGCUGAACGUUGGGCUCUUUUGAACGGUCAGCGUUGUCCUACUUGUGACCGGGUAGUUGAAAGAAUAGAUGGAUGCUGUCAUAUGAUUUGUCUUUGUGGAACUCAUUUUUGUUUUCUUUGUGGUGCUUAUCUCAUGGAAGCCAAUCCUUAUAUACACUUCAAUGACCCUAUGAGUACAUGUUAUGCUAUGCUGUUUGCUUCUCCAGAAGAAAAGCAACGCUUUUCCGAAAAUUGGUUAUGAUACCUACUGAUUCCAUUAGAAGUGCUAUGGGAAUUUGGAAGGAAAAAAAAACUGUUUUUUAAAAAUAAACGCUUAUUAAAUUAUUUAUUUAUCUAUUAAUAAUACCUUUUUGAUCAUCUAUUUAUGUCACCUUUUUUGGGCGGAGUUGUGGAUUUCAAGGAUUAGAGGGAGUUUGAGCAGGAUUAUGGAGAGAUUGUAGACUCAUCAUGAAGGCUCGCACAACUGAAAAGUCUUCAGCGGAAAAGGUAUAAUCAACAUUGUUUUCUGCAUUGGUGUUUUCGUUUUUAUUUGUUUCCUGUAAGUCUUUGCCUUGGGAACUCGGAUUAUCAGAAAUCUUCUGAGGAUAUGUAUAUCCUUCUUGAGGAUGAUAUUGAGGGAUAUUUUCAA
Molecule: messenger RNA, 1895 nt
Organism: Schizosaccharomyces cryophilus OY26
Lineage: Eukaryota; Fungi; Ascomycota; Schizosaccharomycetes; Schizosaccharomycetales; Schizosaccharomycetaceae
Product: ubiquitin-protein ligase E3
Exons: 1
Coding region: 180-1508 (442 amino acids)
Biological process (GO): protein polyubiquitination; positive regulation of proteasomal ubiquitin-dependent protein catabolic process; ubiquitin-dependent protein catabolic process
Cellular component (GO): cytoplasm; ubiquitin ligase complex
Molecular function (GO): ubiquitin conjugating enzyme binding; ubiquitin protein ligase activity; zinc ion binding
Source: RefSeq, a predicted model, not a curated record